This is a messenger RNA of Terrapene triunguis (Three-toed box turtle), 972 nucleotides long. RefSeq names its product olfactory receptor 11A1-like. NCBI's taxonomy places the organism in Eukaryota, Metazoa, Chordata, Testudines, Emydidae. The transcript has a single exon. Gene Ontology annotation, biological process: G protein-coupled receptor signaling pathway. The record is from RefSeq and is a predicted model, not a curated record. Gene Ontology annotation, molecular function: olfactory receptor activity; G protein-coupled receptor activity. Bases 1 to 972 code for a protein of 323 amino acids. Gene Ontology annotation, cellular component: membrane.
AUGAACCUCAUGGAGGAAGGAGAAGGUGAAAAUCAAACAUUUAUCACAGAAUUCAUCCUGCUGGGAUUUGGGAAUCUCCCUGAAUUGCAAUUUAUUUUCUUCCUCCUUUUUCUGGGGAUCUACAUUGUCACCAUGACUGCGAACACGCUCAUUGUAGCGCUAGUUGUGGCUGAUCAGCACCUUCACACCCCUAUGUAUUUCUUCCUGGGGAAUUUGUCCUGCUUGGAGAUCUGUUGCACCUCAGCCAUUCUGCCCAGGAUGCUGGCCAGCCUCCUGACUGGGGACAGAACCAUUUCUGUAACCGGCUGCAUUGUGCAGUUUUACUGGUUUGGUUUCCUAGUGACUGCUGAGUGCUCUCUGCUAGCUGUGAUGUCAUACGAUCGAUACUUAGCAAUAUGUAACCCCCUGCACUAUGCAAUCCGUAUGAAUGGCAGGUUCUGUAUGCAGCUAGUAGCCGGAUCUUGGCUAAGUUCAUUCAUAAUUCUUACCACGUUAAUAUCUUUUAUGUCACAAUUAGCCUUCUGUGGCCCUAAUGAAAUUGAUCAUUUUUUUUGUGAUCUCACCCCAGUGAUUAAACUCUCCUGCAGUAACACCAGUCUGGUUACCCUGGUGACUCUAAUAUUCUCCUCCAUAGACACUGUUCCCCCAUUUCUGUUGACCCUGAUAUCUUAUGUUUGUAUCAUCUCCACCAUCCUGAGGAUCCCUUCCACCACCGGGAAGCAAAAGGCAUUUUCCACCUGCUCCUCACACCUUACUGUGGUUACACUUUUCUAUGGGACACUAAUAACUGUCUACAUGUUACCAAACACCGGUGCCCUGAAAGCCCCAAACAAAGUGUUUUCUGUCUUUUACACGGUCUUGACACCCCUGAUUAAUCCCCUCAUCUACAGCCUGAGAAACAAAGAGGUCAAGGAGGCCCUGAAGAGAGUGCUUCAGAAAUGUAGGGUGUUCCCAGGCAUUCAGAGAAAUUGA